Messenger RNA from Trichoderma harzianum CBS 226.95, 11820 nucleotides. RefSeq lists its product as hypothetical. The transcript has 7 exons. The coding region runs from base 1 to 11820 and encodes 3939 amino acids. Lineage: Eukaryota; Fungi; Ascomycota; Sordariomycetes; Hypocreales; Hypocreaceae. Gene Ontology annotation, molecular function: phosphopantetheine binding; fatty acid synthase activity; 3-oxoacyl-[acyl-carrier-protein] synthase activity. Gene Ontology annotation, biological process: fatty acid biosynthetic process; secondary metabolite biosynthetic process. The record is from RefSeq and is a predicted model, not a curated record.
AUGGCCGGAGUGGCUCGCAAGUCCCGUCGCGAGAGCCGGCGUUUCAUCACUGAACCCAUUGCCAUUGUGGGAAGCAGCUGUCGCUUCCCAGGCAGCUCAAGCUCUCCAUCGAAGCUAUGGGAGCUUCUGAAGAACCCCAAGGAUAUUCUCAAGGAGAUACCAGAAAGUCGGUUCAAUCCAGAAGGAUUUUACAACGACAAUGGAGAAUAUCACGGCAGCACGAAUGUGAGACAUUCGUAUCUCCUCGACGAAGAUUUCCGCGAAUUCGAUCACAAUUUCUUCAACAUCCAUCCAAAAGAAGCAGAGUCUAUGGAUCCCCAGCAGCGCAUGCUACUGGAGAUUGUUUUUGAGUGCCUGGAAGCGGCAGGGUACUCGAUCCAAGAGAUGAAGGGAUCUCAGACAGCCAUUUUCGUUGGACAGAUGACUCAGGACUACUCAGAUUUAUUACUGCGAGACGUAGACAGUGCACCACAGUAUGCUGCGACUGGUAUCUCCAGAGCAAUUCUGUCCAAUCGAGUGUCGUACUUUUUCGAUUGGAAAGGACCAUCAUCCACGAUAGAUACGGCAUGCUCGUCAAGUUUGGUAGCGUUGCAUCAUGCCGUGCAAACACUCAGGAGCGGAGAGUCGUCACUGGCGGUGGCAGCCGGUGUGAAUUUGAUUCUCGGCCCUGAUCCAUACAUCCUCGAAUCCAAGCUUCACAUGUUAUCUCCGACAGGCAGAUCACGCAUGUGGGACGCUGGAGCUGAUGGCUACGCGCGAGGCGAAGGCUUUGCGUCAGUGCUUCUCAAGACUCUGAGCCAAGCGAUUGCAGACGGUGAUCAUAUUGAAUGCAUAAUUCGAGAAACGGGCGUCAACCAGGAUGGGCGCACAUCUGGUAUCACCAUGCCUAGCUCUACAUCUCAGACUGCAUUGAUUCGCUCUACCUAUGCCAGGGCUGGCUUAGAUUGGCGAAAAAAAGAAGACCGCUGCCAGUAUUUUGAGGCUCACGGCACAGGAACUAACGCCGGAGAUCCCAUCGAAGCUAGGGCGGUGAGAGACGCAUUCUUCCCAGAGACCGACGAAGAUGAAGAUCAGACUACGAAUCUUGAAGCAGAUGAGCCUCUUUAUGUUGGAUCAAUAAAGACUGUAAUCGGUCAUUUGGAAGGGACUGCUGGGUUGGCUGGAUUAUUGAAAGCCUCUCUGGCUAUCCAGAAUGGAAUAAUUCCUCCCAACAUGCACUUUAACAAACUCAACCCCAAAAUCUCGCCCUUCUAUACCAACCUCCACGUACCGACGAAAGCCAGGGCAUGGCCUACACUGUCUCCUGGAACUCCAAGGCGCGCAAGUGUCAACAGCUUUGGAUUUGGAGGAACCAAUGCGCACGUCAUCCUUGAGAGCUGGACUCCGGAGGAUAUUCACCAGGAAGACGUUCUAGAAGUUCCUUGUGGCCCUCUUACUUUAUCCGCCAACACAGAGAAGGCUCUGUUAGCCAGGGCUCGCCAUAUUUCUGAAGCUUUGAAGGCUGGAAAGAUAGCGAAUCUCUCCAAUUUAGCCUGGACGAUGCAGUGUCGUCGCACACAAUUCCCAUACAAGAUGUAUGUUUCUUCGUCUACCGCCGAAGGGCUCAUCGAGAAAUUAGAUGACGUGGAAUCAAAGUCAAACUCAAUCGCUACAAAAGGCAUCCAUGUUACAGAAGAUCUCCCAGCGCGGAUACUGGGCGUCUUUACAGGCCAGGGUGCCCAAUGGCCUUCAAUGGGACGUCGUCUGUAUGAGAAGUCAACCACCUUUAAACACACAAUUGACCAGCUUGAAGAAUCGCUGAAGAAUUUGCCUGACGCGCCAUCUUGGUCGCUCGUAUCGGAGCUGAUGGCACCACCUGAAAAGUCUAGAAUACACGAAGCAGCCAUCUCACAGCCUUUAUGCACCGCUUUGCAGGUUGCACUUGUCGAUCUUCUCUAUGCUUCCGGCAUCACGUUCAGCGCUGUUGUCGGCCACUCAUCUGGAGAGAUUGGCGCGGCUUAUGCCGCUGGUUAUAUCGAGGCUGCAGAUGCCAUCCGGAUCGCGUAUUACCGUGGUGUUCACGCUCACUUGGCCGGUGGACCGAACGGUCAGAAAGGCAAGAUGAUGGCGGUUGGCAUGGGGUUGGAGCAAGCCCGAGCUUUCUGCUCGCAAGAGAAACUUGCAGGCAGAAUUCAUGUAGCUGCCAGCAAUUCUCGAUCCAGCGUCACUCUCUCUGGUGAUGCGGAUGCCGUGGAUGAAGCCAAGGAGCUACUUGAUAGCCAGCAAUCAUUUGCGAGACUUCUCAAGGUUGACAAAGCCUACCAUUCGCAUCAUAUGCAACCUUGUGCAGAACCAUAUCUCGAAUCUCUUCAGAAGCUAAAUAUUCAGAUUAACACUGAAAAGCUAAAGUGCAAGUGGUACUCUAGUGUUUAUGGCUCAAACGGCCGCUCGAUUGACAAUACGGAUGCCUUCAAGGAUACCUAUUGGGUAGAUAAUAUGGUCAAGCCAGUGCUCUUUUCGCAAGCUAUUGACAGAGCUGUCACCGAAGAGCACUGCCACGAUAUUGCAUUGGAAGUAGGGCCACAUUUUGCCCUCAAGGCACCUGCAUCGGAAAGCUUGAAGAAUCUCACUGGUCUAGAUAUACCAUAUUCGGGUGUCCUAAGCCGAGGGCAGGAUGACAUGGAGGCCUUUUCAGACGCUCUUGGUUUUAUCUGGUCCAAAUUCCAAUCUCCUUCUCCCGUUGUGGAUUUCGCUGGAUUUAGAAAAGCAUGCCUUGGAGAUGAUGUUGGUCGAGCCAUGACUCUUAAAGGCCUCCCACCCUAUCCUUGGGAUCAUGCUAGUAAGCUGUGGAAAGAAUCCCGAAAGUCGCGAAUCUAUCGAUCUCGCAAAAACCCGAUUCACGAACUGCUCGGCUAUCCCACGUCCCACGGAAACAAUCGCGAGGUCACUUGGCGCAAUGUGAUGAGGAUUCAAGAGAUGGAAUGGCUGCGAGGACACAUCUUCCAGAACCAGGUCCUCUUCCCCGCUGCUGGAUACGUGUCCAUGGCUUACGAAGCAUCCAUACGUCUUGCAGCUGAGCACGAAGAGGUACGGCUUGUCGAGCUUGAGGAUCUCAUUAUUCACCGCGCUAUUACUUUGGAAGAUGACGCAGCCGGCACAGAAGUGACUUUUACGAUCCGAGUCAUAGAUCGAACCUCGGAUAACAUCACAGCUGAAUAUUCGUGCUACAGCUGCAAAGUGGAUGGAGAAGUCACUGAACACUCUGAGAGUACAAACUUCACUGGACGUGCUAUCGUCCGUCUCGGAAAGCCUGCGGUAGAUGCUUUGCCGCCCAGGAUUGCACCGAAGCUACCAAUGAAGCCUGUUGGUGUAGAUCGUCUUUAUAAGUACAUGGAGCAAGUCGGCCUUCGUUACACGGGAGACUUUACAAUUGAGGCUGUCGAAAGACGAUUGAACGUGUCGACGGUAACACUCAAGCGUCUUGAUAACGAUAGGCUUCGUCUGCACCCUGCAACUCUUGACGCUGCCUUUCACGGAAUAUUCACUGCGUUGGCAUUUCCUGGAGAUGGCCAGCUAUGGACCCCAUAUCUUCCAACCAACGUGCGCCGUGUUCGCAUCAACCCUGCCGCCUUGGAAGCCUCUGCAUCCGCAGACGCAUCUUCCGAGCUACUAGCGGACUGCUACCUUAGAGAUGCCAACUCAAAGAAGAUCCAGGGCGACGUUGAUAUCACUUCGACUGCCAUAGGACACCCACAGAUCCAGCUGCACGCUCUAACCUGCUCUUCUUUUACCAAGGCUACUCCGCAGAACGAUCGUAAGCUUUUUGCAAAGACUGUCUGGAAGAGAGACAUUGCGAGUGGCAUUGAUCCUGAGAAGAUUGAGUACCUGACCGAGGAAGAAGUCGAGUAUGGUGAUACUUGUGAGCGUCUUGCCUACUUCUACCAUAGGCGACUCCGUGAUGCCAUCAAGCCAGAGGAUAUCCCCAAGAUGGAUGAGCAUUUCCAGAUCCAAUUUGACUGGAUUGUGAAUUAUCUUCUUCCCAAGAUUGAAGCUGGACAACACCCGCGUAUCAAAAAGGAAUGGGUCACUGAUACGGCGGAAGACGCAGCAGCUUGGAGGGCAAAAUACCCAGGAAUGGUAGAAUUACAGAUGAUAUCAGCACUCGGAGAAGUCCAGCCUUCAAUUCUGCGAGGCGAGCUGCCAGCUCUGCAGGUCAUGAUGCAAGACGAUAUGCUUACGCGGCUUUACGCUGAAGCAGUUCCAUUCCGACAAACUUACAGCCAUCUUGUCACGGUAACCAGUCAAUUAGCUCACCGUUACCCCCGCUUGAAAGUUCUGGAGAUUGGUGCUGGUACUGGUGGUGCCAGUGUGCAUAUGCUAAAGGAACUUGUGGGCCGUUGCCAUUCAUAUACCUAUACGGAUAUCUCUGCUGGUUUCUUUGAAGCUGCGCAGGAGCGUUUCCGCGAAUACUCAUCCAUGAUGGAAUGGGCGGUGCUAGAUAUUGAGCGUGAUCCUCUGGGACAGGGCUUUGAAGAACAUUCCUUUGAUGUCAUCAUGUCUUCAAACGCCCUGCACGCGACAAAGUCUCUAAAAAAGACACUAGCUAACUGCCGAACACUGUUGAAGGCAGGCGGUUACCUGAUCCUCAAUGAAGUUACCAACGACGCUGUGCUGCCGCAGUUCAUCUCUUCUCAUCUACCUGGAUGGUGGCUCGGACGUGAUGAUGGGCGUAUCUACUGUCCUACAACUGAUGAAGAAAGGUGGAACAAAGAUCUACUAGCCACUGGGUUCUCUGGAGUGGACGCGGCGUACAGAGAUUAUCACGAUCCCAAAAGAUACCUUGCGUCACUUAUCGUCAGCCAGGCGGUCGACGAGCGCAUCAACGUCUUGCGUGAUCCCACUGCUUGGACGAGCGCGAUACCUCCGGUCGAUGAUUUGAUUAUUAUAGGUGGACAAACAUCUCAAGUCGAGAAGAUUGUACAGGCCACAAGAGACCUCCUCCAGCCCAUCGCUUCCAAUGUUAGCCUCAUCAACAGACUUGAAGACGUUAGAGAAGUCCCAGAUGGAGCCACCGUGUUGGUUCUCUCUGAGCUGGACAUUCCAACUUUCCAAGACAUCACGCCAAAGAGAUUCAGUGGAGUUCAGUCAGUGUUUAAAGAAUCCAAAUUUGUUCUUUGGGCCACAAAGGGGUGUCGCGCUGAGAAUCCGCUGAGCAACAUGGUUGUUGGCCUUGGCAGAGCGGCCAUGCACGAACUGCCCAACCUGCGACUUCAAUUCUUGGAUGUGGACACGAUAACCCCAGAACCUCGCUUGUUUGCAGAGACUCUGCUGCGUACAAUUUGCAUCAACUCCGGUGAUUUUGAGGAUGUGCUGUGGGCUGACGAAUGGGAACUUGCCGUGGAGAAGAGUGGUCUCUAUAUCCCAAGAAUUGUUGCCAGCAACGAAAUGAACGACAGACUCAAUUCCGUUCGGAGAGAUAUUACGAGUCCAUUAUCUCUGGCUGAGAACCGCGUCGAGUUUGUGGCUGCUGAAGGGUCGUAUUCGUUCCAAAGAGUGCAAAGCUCAAUCAAUGCUGUUAUUUCACCUGAGCUUGCACAAAUAAAGGUUCACGCUUCAUCUCUGCUACCUAUCAGGGCUAUGAAUAGCAAAGCACUUUAUCUCUGCCUAGGAACAGUUGUCGGAUCAGGUCGCAAAGUCGCACUAUUCUCUCCUUCGGUUCUGUCAACUCUGAAUGCGCCGGUAGCGGAUUUAUUGCCUCUCCCUCAAGACUUUGAUCUUGCAACUGAAUCCCAAGUACUCCUUGGAACUCUUAUUGCCGAGAGCAUUAUCUGUGGCAUCAGAUGGCGCAUUUGGGUCCAUGACGCCGAUGUUUUGCUAGCUAAGCUUAUUGCAAACGUGGCCGCCGCUCAAGGAAUUGAGGUAUUCUUUAGCACAUCUUCGGAAGAAGACUGCAAUUUUGACCCCGCUCAAGUCUUCAUUCACUCAUAUGCUAACGAAAGAGAUAUUCUAUCUCUCCUUCCUGAGAACAUUGAAGCUUUUGUGAACCUAGGGCAAGAAAACAGCGUGCUAACGCACAUCGUUGAGGGUUUUGAGAGCCCCAACGCAAUGAGAAGUGUGCGUGAAGAUGAUGCCAUAUUGUUCAAUUACAGCCGGGGUGACUUGCUCAAGAUUGCGAGGCACCAUGCUUCGACUGGAGCGCCAAAAUUGAGCAUAGACAAUGCUUCUAUCUCUGUAGCUGAGAUCAAGAAGCUGGCUGGCCAAGCGUCAUUGACAACCAUCCUGAACUGGAAUGAUGCUGAGUCGGUGGAGUCCAAGAUCAGCCCUCUUAGACCAUCCGGCCUCUUUACGGCAAACAAGACAUAUCUUCUCGUUGGCUUAGCUUCUCAGCUCGGCAUGUCCAUUUGCGAUUGGAUGGUCAAGCAUGGAGCGCGAUACUUAGUAGUCACCAGCCGAAGCCCAGGUAGAGUUGAUACAGCGGUACUUGAAGAUCUGAGACGCCGAGGUGCCAAUGUCAAGGUUCUUCCCCUCGACAUCACCGAUAAAGAAGGUCUGUUGAGAUUACAUAAAGAAGUCUCUGAGACAAUGCCACCUAUUGCCGGCGUGGCAAACGCUGCAAUGGUGUUGAACGAUAAGCUCUUCGCCAACAUGUCUUUGGAAGACUUCGAGGUGGCACUACGUCCCAAAGUCAAGGGAACGCAAAACCUAGAUGAGCUGUUCCACUCCACUCCUCUGGACUUCUUUAUCUGCUUCUCCUCUUUAACUUGCGUCAUGGGCAAUCCGGGUCAAUCUAAUUAUGCUGCGGCAAACAUGUACAUGCACUCUCUCGUGCGCCAGCGAAAGCAGAGGGGUGUUGCAGCCUCAAUCAUUGAUAUUGCCUUCCUCCUCGGUGUGGGUUUUGUCGACCGCAAUCUAGAGCAGUACGAGGACCACUUGAAGAAGUUCGGAUACAUGAGAAUAUCUGAACCAGAGUUCCACGGUGUCUUUGCUGAAGCCAUUGCUGCAGGGCAACCCACUUCCAAGGAGGAUCCAGAGAUUAUCAUUGGUAUCGGAGAGGAACCCAAUGCGCCGUGGUAUAGCAAUCCUCGAUUUGCAACCUAUGUGCGUCACGAGAGCAAUGAAGAAGACUCAGAUAAUCAACAGGCACAAUCAUCACAGAGUGUCAAGGGCAGACUAGCCGCAGCUAAGAAUAGCGAGGAUGCUCUGGCCAUUUUGCAGGGUGCCUGUGCAGAAAAGUUGGCCAUGAUUCUCCAAGUCCACGCCGACGUCAUUGAUCAUUCUACGCCACUGUUGGUACUGGGAAUUGACUCCCUAGUAUCUGUCGAGAUUAGAUCCUGGUUCCUGAAAGAGGUGAAUGUCGACAUGCCGGUUCUGAAGAUCUUGAGCGGUGCUUCUCUCGCAGAGAUAUGUCAAGAUGCUUUGGUGCUGCUUCCACCGACUCUGAUUUCCUCGGCUGAAACGAGUGCACCAGCAGUCCCGUCUUCUGCGCCCACCGAAGUGUCCACCUUGAAGAUGGAAGACACUGCCAGCGCGCUAAUGUCCAGAGCUUCCACGGGUUCAUCUUCAGUCUCAGAGGUUACAUCACUAGAGGAACCUUCAUACGAACGGGUUAGCGCGAUGACUCCAGGCCAAAGUCGUCUGUACUUCCUAAAUGUCUAUCUGGAGGACAAGUCCACAUACAAUGUCACGAUGUCCGGUAAAUUACAAGGCCCGUUCGAGAUGAGCAGAUUCAAGAAAGCGCUCAGUACUAUUACCAGAAAGCACGAGGGUCUUCGAAGCUCCUUCUUUUUGAACGAUGCAACUGGAAAAGCUAUGCAAGGAGUUGGCAAAGAAGCGCGCAUCGCUAUAGAGCACAAAAACAUCCAAGACAAUGCACAGAUCCAGGCUACUCUUGAUGCUAUCAAGACCACAGAGUUCAACUUGGAGACUGGAGUAUGGAUGAAGAUCCAGGUUCUAUCUCUAUCUCGCACUCAGCAUCACAUUAUCUUUACAUUCCACCAUAUUGCCCUCGACGGUGUCAGCUGGGCCAUUUUCCUCAGCGAACUGAACAAGGCAUACGCGGGCGGUGAUUUUUUAUCACCUGUUCAGCAGGCAAUUGAUCUUGCCAAUAAGCAGCAACAAAAGGCGGCGCCUGAGAAAGUUCAGAAGGAGCUGCAAUUUUGGAAAGACGUCUACAGCACUCUUCCUGAACCUCUGCCUCUGUUUCCCAUCUCUCGAGUCCAGUGUCGACAGUUAUUAAAGUCUUAUGAUACAGAAACGCUCGAUGUGAUGCUCUCCAAGUCGCUGGUUAGCCAGAUCAAACAGGUCAGCGGAGAGAUGCAUGUGACACCCUUCCACUUCUACCUCUCAUCUAUCGCUGCAUUUGUAUCGAGGUGUCUUGGUGUGAAUGACUUUUCCAUUGGAAUUCUUGAUGCAAAUCGCGCAACUGCAGAGGACAUGACAACUAUUGGCUAUUUCACCAAUAUCCUACCUCUAAGAGUCAAGACGGCUGCCGAUGAAAGCUUUAGCACGCUGGCUAAGCAGACUAGAGAUAUCACAUUGGCUGCCCUGUCUAACUCGAAUGCCGAUUUUGAUACGAUACUAGACGUCCUCAAAGUCCCGCGAUCUGGUGACCAGAAUCCUCUUUUCCAGAUCGCUGUUAAUUACCGACUGGGAGGAUCCAGAACUAUGCCGCUUGGUAACUGCGAAAUUGAGUGGACAUCCACAACAGAUGCCCGUAAUCCUUAUGAUCUCAUCAUAGACAUUUCAGAAAUUGCAGAGGGGACUAUCAUCUCGUUCACUACCCAACGCUACCUCUAUAGUGCUGAGGAUACUAACAAACUCUUGACAUGGUAUACCCAUACUGUGGAAGGAUUUGCCAACGACAUCUCUAGGGAAGCACUGGACUGUCUCCUUGCGACUCCCUCUGAAAUCGAGAACGCCAUCUCUCUUAGCCGUGGUGAAAGUCUCGAGAUAGAUUGGAAAGCCCCUACUCUUGCGCACAAAGUCCAAGAGAUUGCAUCACAAUAUCCGGACUCCAUUGCAGUCAAGGAUGGCUACGGUCGGCAACUUACUUAUUCUCAAAUGAUGCAGCGCGUUGGCCAGAUUGCCAGUCAGCUUUCCGAUCUCCCUGCAGGGUCUUACGUUGGAAUCCUGUUGCAUCCGGCUGCCGACUCAAUCUGUGCGCUGAUGGCCAUCUUGAUCCUAGGUCUGGUAUAUGUACCACUCGAUCUGAGAAAUCCAGAAGGUCGUCUCGCUGCCAUUGUGGCGGAUUGCAAACCCAGUGCCAUCAUCUACCAAGAAGAAACUCAGACUACAGCGGAAAAUCUCACAUCAACUGUCGAACAGAGCAAAGCCAAGCUAGUAUGCAUCUCAAAACUCUCGCAGGACGUUCAAUAUUCUGUUCCAUGUGUUGCCAAACCUGAUGCGCCUGGAUUUGCCAUUUAUACCAGUGGCUCGACUGGAACCCCAAAGGGAGUUUUGCUCACUCACCAUGCUCUAUUGAACCAGAUUUGGGCUAUUUCAAAGGUCUAUCGUCUUGGCAAGGAAGUUGUUCUUCAACAGAGCUCAUCUGGCUUUGACCUCCACCUGGAGCAAAUAUUCAGUGCUCUGGCAAACGGCGGCACUGUUGUGGUCGCUUCAAAAGAAGCUCGGGGAGAUGCCAUAGAGAUUGCCAAUCUUAUAUUCUCAGAGGGCGUAACGUAUACCGUAUUUGUCCCUUCAGAGUACCUAUAUUUGCUUCACUAUGGAUCUGAUGUACUCAAGAAGUGCGCAUCUUGGAAGUUUGCAUUUUCUGGCGGUGAAAAGGUUACACCUCAACUCCGCCAAAAUUUCAAGAGGCUAGGUCUCUCAGACUUACAGCUUAUUAAUCUCUAUGGUCCUGCUGAAGCGAGUCUCUCAUGUACAAGAUAUACAGUCCCGUAUGCUACAGAUGAUUCUGAAGCUGCUAGCCCUGCGGGCCUUGUACAGCCCAACUAUACUGUGGUAGUAGUUGAUGGGCGCGGAAACCCGCUUCCCGUCGGCUUUCCGGGAGAAAUUUGCAUCGGAGGCGCUGGAGUUGCUUCUGGAUACGUCAACCGACCUGAAGAAACUGCGACUAAAUUUAUCACCAACACCAUUUCCCCCAGACAAGAGAUUGCUGCCCGAGCAUGGGACAAGCUCUACCGUACCGGAGACAAGGGUCGCAUGCUUGAAAGCGGGCUUUUGGACUUUAUGGGUCGAUUAGAGGGCGACUCACAAGUGAAGAUUCGCGGAAUGCGCAUUGAGCUGGAAGAAAUCGGAAACAUCAUUAUUGAGUCAGCUGGAUCGGCUAUCGUGGACGCUGCCGUGUCGCUUCGCAAUUCGGAUAUGCUUGCAGCGUUUGUUGUCUUCUCGGAUGCGUUCACUGAAGACAGGAAUGUGUUCCUCAGCCAGCUUAAGGCCAAGCUACCCCUACCAGCAUAUAUGUGUCCAACACACAUCAUUGCCAUUGAUGAGAUUCCGAGGAAUGCUAGUGGUAAGAAGGAUCGGUCCAAGAUAAACAAUCUACCACUUCCAUCUGUCGUGGGCAGCGAUGGACAGAAUGAGGGCCUCACCGACCUGGAAGCACAGGUGAUUGCUGUGUGGCAGGAUGUUCUUCCUGCAACAAUCGAACCCAUACAGUUGUCUGCCGAUUCAGACUUUUUCUUCGUGGGCGGUAAUUCUCUCCUCCUGUUAAAGUUGCGUUCUGAGCUUAAAAUGGCUUUUGGGCGUGACUUGACACUGUCCGAGUUGUUCCAAGUGAGCACUGUUCGUGAUAUGGCUUUGAAGAUCCAGGCAGAUGGUUCAAAGAAUGAGAUACAAGGCCAAAGUAUUGAUUGGACCAAGGAACUGCGCUCUCUUUGCGAUGGUCUAACGCCGCGAUCAGACCUAUCUUCAGCUGCAUCAUCAACAACGAAGUCAGCCUUGUCCGUCGUCUUGACAGGAGCGACUGGCUUUUUGGGACGACAUAUACUCCAACACCUUGUCAAUGAUGAGAGAGUCGGUGAAAUACACUGUGUUGCGAUACGACCCGCAGCCAAUGGGGAACUGAGACACGUCGAUAUAUCCAGUCCCAAAAUUGUUGAGUAUGCUGGUGACCUUGGAGAUCGUAACCUCGGCUUGUCAUCUUCGGAAUUGAAGAAUCUGGUUUCUCGAGCCGACGUUAUAAUCCACAACGGCGCAGAUGUAUCUUUCAUGAAGACAUACCGCUCGCUACGUCAGCCAAAUGUUCUGUCUACUCGAUAUCUAGCCGAGAUGGCACUCGCAAGAUCAAUUCCAUUUCACUUUGUCUCGACUGCUUCCGUGGCAAAUUUCCAUGUCGGCAAGCAUCUACCCGAAACAUCAAUCCAAGGCCUCGAUAACCUACCCAAAGAUGGCCGAAACGGAUAUGCAGCAUCUAAAUGGAUGAGCGAGGCACUUCUGGAAUCACUUGCAGACGAUCACGGAGUACGCAGCUGGAUCCAUCGCCCAACGAGCAUUAUUGGGGUCGAUGCACCAGAAAUGGACAUUGUAGCAUCAUUGUACAACUACUCCAAGCUUCUCAAAGCGGUGCCGCGGUUCCCCAAGGCUGUCAGCGGCACAUUUGACUUUGUUUCCGUGCAAUCUGUAGCGAGCAGCAUUGCUGAUGCAGCGAUCGCUUCCGUGAGCGCAGAUGGAAAAGGCAGUACACAUCGUGUGCCUCUUCAGGAGUUUGCAAAAUACAUGGAAAAGACUGAGGGCGGCGUGUUUGAUGAACUGGAGUCGAAGGUUUGGUUCGAAAAGGCACGCGAGGCUGGUCUAAAUAGGCUCGUGUGUGAAUAUUUGGAGAGUACUGUCGGCGCUGGUGAGAUUCUGUCGCUACCAACGCUUUUGAAGGGGGGAAACUAG